CGAAUGUGGAUAAAAUGAUUUGGUUAUGAUGAUGGCCCGUGAGUGAGGCAUAUAAGAUUAGAAUCUGUUCUGACCACCCCUUUUUGUUCCUAUGAAUAAAGCUGAUUUCUGAAUCCCAAUUCCUUUUCUGGGUUUGUUUUGUCUCCAUGAUUCGAUUCACCCACACACUCCACCCAGCUUGCACCAAACCAUGAAUAAUCAAAGCCCAAUUACAGUCCCUCGACGCCGCCCAUGGCCUGGAUUGUUCGCGUCUUCUUCUUCUUCUUCUUCUUCCUCCAAAGCUUUGGGAACUUGGUUGGGUGAGGACGCCAAUUGCAUGGAACACUUGUUGGUUCACUGCGCCAACGCUAUUGAAUCCAACGACGCUACUCUCGCCCAACAAAUCCUUUGGGUCCUCAACAACAUUGCCACUCCUGAUGGCGACUCCAACCAACGCCUUGCCUCUGCUUUCCUACGCGCUCUUGUAACACGCGCUGCCAACAUUGGCAGCUGUAAAAUCCUCGCUGCCAUCACCACCGCAGCUACCUCCUCCUCCCUAACUACCCAAUCCUUCUCCCUUAUGGACCUCGCCGCCUUCGUCGACUUAACCCCCUGGCAUCGCUUCGGCUUCACGACUGCAAAUGCGGCGAUUCUCGACGCCAUCGAAGGCUACUCUGCCGUCCAUGUCGUCGAUUUCAGCUUGAUGCAUUGCAUGCAAAUCCCCACUCUCAUUGACGCGAUCGCUACUCGUUUCGAGUUCCCCCCUCUACUCAAACUCACCACGGUUGUCGUAAAACACACGCCGCCCAUUCUCGAGCUGUCUUACGAGGAAUUAGGAGCGAAAUUGGUGAAUUUUGCAAGGUCAAAAAACGUGAGAAUGGAAUAUAGAUUUGUGGAGUCUUGCUACACCGAUGGAUUUUCCAAUUUAAUCCAAGAAAUUCGAGUGCAAAAUUUAAUUUACGGACCCGAAAGUAAGGAAGCGCUGAUUUUAAACUGUCACAUGAUGCUCCAUUACAUCCCUGAAGAGACAUUAAACCCAAACCCAUCUCCCAAUUUCGACAUGUUGUCUUCAACUCGUUCGAUGUUUCUCAAGGAAAUCCGAAGCUUAGAGCCAGCGAUUGUGAUUCUAGUCGAUGAGGAAGCCGAUUUCACGGCGAGUAAAAUGGUGAGUCGAUUGAGAUCGGCGUUUAAUUACUUAUGGAUACCGUACGACUCGAUGGAUUCGAUUCUUCCUAGGAACAGCAAGCACAGGGAAUGGUACGAGGCCGGGAUUUGUCGGAAGAUUCAGAAUGUGAUUGCUGAGGAGGGGAUUGAGAGAGUGGAACGAUUGGAGCCGAAGACGCGGUGGGUUCAACGGAUGGUGAACUCCAAAUUCCGAGGGGUUGGGUUCGGAGAGGACGCGGUUUCGGAGGUGAAGACGAUGCUCGAUGAGCAUGCAGCAGGAUGGGGGUUGAAGAAGGAAGACAACCACCUCCUCCUCACGUGGAAAGGCCACGACGUCGUUUUCGCCACGGCUUGGGUACCUUACUAACUAAUUUAACCGCUGAUUCAGUAUUUUCAAAUUAGGGUUUAGGGUUUGAGUUUGAUUUAGGUUUAUUAGAGAGUUAAAGAGGAAGAUAUCGAAUUGAUCCUCAAAAAAAAAAUUUGGAGUCCA
Molecule: messenger RNA, 1633 nt
Organism: Cucurbita pepo subsp. pepo (vegetable marrow)
Lineage: Eukaryota; Viridiplantae; Streptophyta; Magnoliopsida; Cucurbitales; Cucurbitaceae
Source: RefSeq, a predicted model, not a curated record